AUGGAUUCAGAUUUGCAUACAAUUGGUGGUUUAGUCCCCCUUCUUGAACCCUUGAAGAACUCAACUGCAGGCAUCCGAGCAAAGGCUGCCGAGUUUAUAACUACCAUAGUUCAAAACAAUCCUAGGAGUCAGCAACGUAUAGAACCUCUGCUGGCUAAUCUCACCUCAGAUCCAAAUGUUACUGCUCGAAACAAAGUUCUUGGUGCAAUAUCGUCUUUGAUUCGGCACAACAAGCGUGGAGUUGCUGCAUUCAGGCAGGCAAAUGGUUAUGGAGCAUUGAGGGAUGCACUGGGUUCAGACAAUGUUAGGUUUCAAAGGUAA
Molecule: messenger RNA, 321 nt
Organism: Papaver somniferum (opium poppy)
Lineage: Eukaryota; Viridiplantae; Streptophyta; Magnoliopsida; Ranunculales; Papaveraceae
Product: hsp70 nucleotide exchange factor FES1-like
Exons: 3
Coding region: 1-321 (106 amino acids)
Source: RefSeq, a predicted model, not a curated record